Trematosphaeria pertusa is the source of this 225-nucleotide messenger RNA. RefSeq lists its product as uncharacterized. The coding region runs from base 1 to 225 and encodes 74 amino acids. The record is from RefSeq and is a predicted model, not a curated record. Lineage: Eukaryota; Fungi; Ascomycota; Dothideomycetes; Pleosporales; Trematosphaeriaceae. The transcript has 3 exons.
AUGACUGACAACACCAACCCCGGAAACUUCGCCAAUCGCCCCAAGGAGGAGGUGCAGAAUAUCGCUUCUAAGGGUGGCCAAUCCUCCCACUCCGGCGGCUUCGCGUCCAUGGACCCCGACAAGCAGCGCGACAUUGCAUCCAAGGGUGGCCAAGCCUCAUCCGGAUCAUUCGAGCCCGGUAGUGAGAAGGCUGCCGAGGCCGGUCGUAAGGGCGGAUCCAAGUAA